GAAAGAAACAGAUGCGACGCGGCUUCAAUCCACCAGUCCGUCCGCUCACCUAGAAACCGAGCCAACUCCCACAUUCAUUUCGCUCCCCACGCGUACGAACUCGCAGAUCGGAGAGAGACCGAGGCGGCCGCGGACUUGCUUCCCCUCUUCCUUCCUCCCCUCUUUCGCGCGAGAAGUUUCUAGAGUGUUCGAGCCGAGGGGGUUCCGAUGGCGCUGCAGUGGAUGAUCCUGGCGUGCGUGGUGGCGGUGGAGGCGGCGGUAGCCGCGCUGGUCACGCUCCCGGCGCCCCGCGCCGUGCGGGGCCAGAUCGUCGGGCUCACGUCCUUGCUCCUGCAGCCGCUCGCCAGCGUGAUACCCUUCGCUGCCUUCCAGCUCCUCGAUAUCUACUGGAAGAAGGAGCACAGGCUGAUGUGCACCUCGGAGAUUUGCACAGCCGAGGAGCGCAUCCGUUUUGAGAAAUCGAUGUUCAAAGCCCAGAGGAAUGUCAUAUUAUGUGUUUCAGCAUGCCUCCUUUAUUGGUGCAUUUAUCGCAUUGUCAAGUACAACAAGGAUAUUAAAGCAUUGGAAGAGACUGAGAAGCGCCUCAAGGAAGACUAGAUUUAUUGUAUUUCAAGGUGGAUCUUGUGGUCUUCGUGGCCUUCAGAAGAUGUGAUAAGAUCAUAGUUCCGUAGGAUUCCUGGUGUAUAGUGUCCUCCUUGGAGCAAAGAAGAGAAUAUCAAGCUGUUUCAGCACACAUCUUCAGUAUCAGUGUUAUUUGGUCGUUUUUAACUUAUGACGAUGGUCACAGCGGGCAUUUCUAGCAUCGCUUGUUUAUCAACAGUUCAAACAUUUUCGAGAAGUUGUCUGAACAUCCGUAAACCGGCCUUUUCUUGGUCUUGCAUGUUGAAUUAGUCUGGUAUUUGUUUAAAAUUGUAUUUAGAUACGAAGACCUUGAAACUUACUCCUAUUUUGUUGUCAAAGUUUCCAGCAGUUGAACUAA
Messenger RNA from Panicum hallii, 979 nucleotides. RefSeq lists its product as uncharacterized. The transcript has 5 exons. Bases 208 to 597 code for a protein of 129 amino acids. Gene Ontology annotation, cellular component: endoplasmic reticulum; endoplasmic reticulum membrane. The record is from RefSeq and is a predicted model, not a curated record. Gene Ontology annotation, biological process: intracellular protein transport; endoplasmic reticulum to Golgi vesicle-mediated transport. NCBI's taxonomy places the organism in Eukaryota, Viridiplantae, Streptophyta, Magnoliopsida, Poales, Poaceae.